This is a messenger RNA of Elaeis guineensis (African oil palm), 1810 nucleotides long. The record is from RefSeq and is a predicted model, not a curated record. Lineage: Eukaryota; Viridiplantae; Streptophyta; Magnoliopsida; Arecales; Arecaceae.
CCGAUCCUAGGAUAUGCAAAAACACGAGGGCUCGGAAAUCGAAAUCUCCGAUGGCGAAGGCCACCGGUCCUAUCGGACCUAGUCUCCCGCUUCCUUCUUCUUCCCCUCUUCCGUCUCCCAGCGGACAAGAAAGAAGACAGAGCGAGAUAAAAGGGCGAGAGGCGACGAGAUGGGGGCUGAGGAGAAGGGCUGGAAUCCGGUGGCGGCCAUGGAGGAAAUUAGAGAAGUGGGACGUGGAGCUCCGGAGGAGCGCCGGAAGGAGAAGGAGAAGGAGAAGGACGGUGUUCCGUCGAUCCCUUCGUCUACGAAGGAGAUCGAUAUUUCUCUCCCUUUCGCCGAAAUGAAGCCUUCGAUCAUAGACCUAUGCAAGGAUUUGUUUAGGAAGUGGUCUUCUCUCGACAAUUCAUGUUUCUCCAUCGAGACAGUUUCUGGUGGUAUCACAAAUCUAUUGCUGAAGGUAUCUGUGAAAGAAGAAAGUGGCAAUGAUGUUUCUCUGACGGUUCGAUUGUAUGGUCCAAAUACAGACUUAGUGAUUGAUCGCAAGCGAGAGUUGCAGGCCAUACCAUAUCUAUCAGCAGCUGGAUUUGGUGCCAAAUUGCUAGGAAUAUUUAAAAAUGGCAUUAUUCAGUCAUUCAUCAAUGCUCGUACACUUUCACCAUCAGGAGCUAACAGACCUUCUAAAUGCCCCUGUGGUCUUUGCCCAUAAUGAUUUACUUUCUGGGAAUUUGAUGCUAAAUGAUGAAGAAGGGAAACUCUACUUCAUUGAUUUUGAGUAUGGAUCAUACAGCUAUAGAGGCUAUGACAUUGCAAAUCACUUCAAUGAGUAUGCAGGCUUUGACUGUGACUACAACUUGUAUCCAGAAAAGAAUGUGCAGUGUCAUUUCUUCCAGAAUUAUUUGCGACCUGAUAGACCACAUGAGGUACCUGACAAAGAUCUUGAAGCCCUUUACAUUGAAACAAAUACCUUUAGGUUAGCAUCACACAUUUACUGGGCUCUAUGGGCUCUUAUCCAGGCGAAGGUGUCUCCAAUUGAUUUUGAUUACCUUUGUUACUUCUUCCUUCGCUACAAUGAAUACAAGAAAGAGAAGGAAGCCUGCUUCUUCCUGGCACAAAAAUAUCUCUCUGGGUCACGAGUUUGACGAGCCCACUGUAGCUACAGAUUGCCUCCAAUUCUUUUUGCUUGCAUCCUGGUAUAGAAUGUAUUUAUUUCAGCUAUUGUAUUCCUUUCCGUGGUUGUCCUCAAUAACUCUGUUUGCUUUACCAUGCAAAGACGAGUACAGUGUGAAAGUUACUGGUAAAGCUGGAAGAGGCAACCGUUCUAGAUGAAGAUGGUCUUUACACACAAAAUUUCCCAGUAUCUCUAGCAGGAUCUUACCAAAAAGAUUCUCUAGCUGAGGAGGAUCUAUAUGAUGGAUAAGUGCAUCACCUAAAAGCCCUUCCUUUUUAUUAAAUGGGCCCGGAGAAAAUAAAAAAUUGAUCAGGAGAGUUUGCUACUUGUUUUCUUAACUUGUAAGAAGUCCUGGAAUUCUAAUGUUUGCUAUAACUCUUUCCCUUUGAUUUGGUUAGCCUUAGCCUCCUAAGCUUGAUGUAUCUGAAGUAUUGAUGAGAAGAGUUUCGCUGCUGCUGUUAUUAUAGCUGUUAAAACAGGAAGCUGAACUUGUUUUAAGCAGUUCUCAGUUUUGCUACUGUACAUUCUACUCUGUUCUAGCGUAAUGGUUUUGAUUCGGUAGAUAAAGAUGAAAUAAUCGUGUGUAAUUGACAUGUCUACUUUUCUAUUGAAAUAUAUGAACAACUUGAGUGAGGCAGACAA